Messenger RNA from Ooceraea biroi (clonal raider ant), 973 nucleotides. RefSeq lists its product as uncharacterized. The record is from RefSeq and is a predicted model, not a curated record. NCBI's taxonomy places the organism in Eukaryota, Metazoa, Arthropoda, Insecta, Hymenoptera, Formicidae.
GCAUGAGCGCUUGCGCUCAUAAAAACAUAUUAUCAUACGCGCGAGUUGUUUGUCGCGCCGGCUACGGGGUAAGCGCAAACACCACGCCGAUCCCGUUCCGAGCCGCACCGUUUAACCUGCGCUGGUGUGCGCAGGCGCGAUCCCCCGAGUGGAGCAAACAACCACCGUAUAAAAAAGCGCGGAACAGCGUAACUAGGGCAGUCGAGCCAUCGAACAUUCGUUCGUACGUUCGUAUCCGAUCUCCGCUAAACCCUGAUUUCCAGACACCGCUCCGAGCGAAAGCUUGGAAUCCUGAUCCGCUCCGCCGUUCUACGACGAAGCGAGCUCCUGAGCCAGCGUCCGUUUCACGAUCCGAAGCGCAUACAGUCCGAGGGCAGUGGCAUCGUCUCGAGGUGGAGCAUUCUCCGUCUCUGCCGAGUUUGUCUCGACGACGACCGCAACUGACACUCGGAACCAGCCGCAAGUGCACCGACGGGUACGGGAGUGGAGUAUUCUCCGUCUCCGCCGAGACUCCUCUCGGCCCCGCACGCACGUGGACAGAACCGCGCCAGCCAACCGGUGCAAUUUCAGACAGAGGAUCACGCCAUGUAUAUAAUAAUGUACUCCGGUGACUUUGGUCUGCCUCUUAUAUUUUUGCGAUGCUGUGUUCUGACUGAGUUGAAAGUCGAUUGAACAACUGCGAUGUGAUUCUGCGUUUGAGGUGCUCCGCUGGUGCGUGAGUUUUGCGUAAUAUGUUCAUUUUAUAAUAUUCGUGUUUUUAAUUGUAUUGAAUUAAUAGGUCCUUUUCACACUGAAGAUGGUCAAAUGUUAACCGAAACGUUUGUGUAGAUCCAAUUAUGGAUUAAAUUCUGGUUUAAUAAAUAUUAGCACCGCUAACCUGCUACGCUCGAUUCUAUUAUUUAAUUGUAUUUUAAAGAAGGCAUUUUGGACAAAACUACGAUUUCCGGAGCGCCAAGUUUUGACCGUGGAUUCU